Molecule: messenger RNA, 854 nt
Organism: Sipha flava (yellow sugarcane aphid)
Lineage: Eukaryota; Metazoa; Arthropoda; Insecta; Hemiptera; Aphididae
Exons: 2
Coding region: 102-755 (217 amino acids)
Biological process (GO): regulation of transcription by RNA polymerase II
Cellular component (GO): transcription regulator complex; nucleus
Molecular function (GO): DNA binding
Source: RefSeq, a predicted model, not a curated record
CCGUACGAUCAGUGUACGCACUGAGCGGUUGGUUUGCGGUCGAUCGUGUUAUCGGCGUCAUCGCGUUUGUUAUUGGUCAACAUUUUGACGAAAUUUAAACUAUGGAGUUUGAUACAAAACAGUUUAUUAUUGAAAUCCAGAAACGUCAAUCAAUUUGGAACACGAAGCGCUCAGAUUAUUCUGACAGAAAUAUAAAACAAAGAAAAUGGGAAGAAGUGGCCAAUAUUUAUGGUGCUGAAUUAUCAGCGGACGAAAAGGAAAAACUCUGCGUGACUCUUCAGAAGAAAUGGCGGAAUAUACGUGAUUGUUUUGUAAAGGCUCAUAAAGCAAUGACGACUAAAAGCGGUUCUGCGGCGAAAAAAAAAUGCCCCUAUGUUUUCUACAACAGCCUUUUAUUUUUAAAAGAUACGGUAUCAGUUAAUUCAAAGACUAAAAAUAUUACUUCCAACACAAAAAUAAAAGAUGAAGAUGAAAUGAUAGAAGGUCAACAUACAGUUGCUCGUCCUUCAUCCUCAAUCUCGCGGAGAUCAAAACAUAAUGAAAAAAAUCAAAAUUAUGACAUUGGUAAAGAGCUAAUAGGGAUUUUAAAUAAAAAUGUAAAAAAGAAAAAUGUUGAAGACGACGAAGAUCGUCUUUUUUUUAUGUCUCUGGUAAAAGACUUUAAAAAAAUACCCGAACACUUGCGCAUGCAAACCAAAUUGGACGUUUUAAAGGUAAUUCAAGAUGCUCAGAUGUCAAAUUAUCCAAAUACAUGAGAUUAGUAAUUAGCAGGGCUCGAGACUUAUAGCACUUAAAUUAAGCAUUAAAAUAAGCACUUAAAAACAUCAUUAUAUACACUAAAAUAAGUAUUUAAA